AUGGCUAUGAGUAAGAGCAAUAUAAGGUUGGCGAUUCUCACCGCCUUUUAUGUACUCUUCUUAGUGAUCGGAGCCUCAAUUUUCUCUGCGAUCGAAGCCCCCCAAGAAAUCAGCAUCAUUCGAAAUUUGCUGUCCAAGAGAGCUAGAUUUCUCCGGGAGCAUACUUGUCUUACAGAUGAUGCUCUGGAAAGUUUCAUUAAAGAAAUCAUCUCCGCCAGCAACAGAGGAGUAUCAGCAGUAGGAAAUGUUUCAAUGGAGCCUAAUUGGAGCUUUGGCCAGUCUAUAUUUUUCUCUAGCACUGUUAUUACUACAAUAGGAUAUGGUCAUGUUGCUCCACUCUCGGAAGGAGGAAAAAUUUUUUGCAUUGUUUACGCAUUAAUUGGGAUCCCAUUGACGCUUAUUUUACUCACUGCUUACGUGGAAAGGUUACUCAUACCGACAACACUUUUCCUUCAGUUCCUGAAUUCACGUUUAGGUCACCUUUAUCAACCAUUUCACAUCAGAAUUGGUCACCUCGUGUGUAUUGGAUUUAUCAUUUUCCUCUUGUUCUUCCUUAUACCUGCUGGGGUGUUCUCUUAUUUAGAACACGAUUGGAAUUAUUUGGAUGCUAUCUACUACUGCUUUAUCUCAUUGACGACUACUGGUUUAGGAGAUCUAAUUCCAGGUGACAGCUUGCAUCAACAAUAUCGACCACUUUAUAAAGUUUGCACAACAGGUUAUCUCUUGAUUGGCUUAACAUUCAUGAUGCUAUUUUUAGCAGUACUUUAUGAUAUACCUCAACUAAAUUUCGGAAUGUUUUUUCUGAUGAAAAGUGAUGGCACAUCUGAUCCUGAAAAAAUGCGUUUGCAUCCUUCAACGGGUUUGUAUGGUCCUAAAUAUACGCAACAUAUUGAUGAGCCAACCAUUCGACAUGUAAAAGCAGUUCCACAUCCGCAAUCUUCCUCACCAGAAGAUAAUCCAUAA
This is a messenger RNA of Uloborus diversus, 963 nucleotides long. RefSeq names its product potassium channel subfamily K member 1-like. Gene Ontology annotation, biological process: potassium ion transmembrane transport; stabilization of membrane potential. Gene Ontology annotation, molecular function: potassium ion leak channel activity. The record is from RefSeq and is a predicted model, not a curated record. Gene Ontology annotation, cellular component: membrane. The transcript has 5 exons. NCBI's taxonomy places the organism in Eukaryota, Metazoa, Arthropoda, Arachnida, Araneae, Uloboridae. The coding region runs from base 1 to 963 and encodes 320 amino acids.